Molecule: messenger RNA, 468 nt
Organism: Trichosporon asahii var. asahii CBS 2479
Lineage: Eukaryota; Fungi; Basidiomycota; Tremellomycetes; Trichosporonales; Trichosporonaceae
Product: macrolide-binding protein FKBP12
Exons: 5
Coding region: 1-468 (155 amino acids)
Molecular function (GO): peptidyl-prolyl cis-trans isomerase activity
Source: RefSeq, a predicted model, not a curated record
AUGUUCAAGUCCGUCCUCCCCACCGCUACCCGCGCCCUCCGCACCUCCAACCUCACCGCUACCCGCAGCUUCCACACGACUCUUUCCAGAAUGGGUGUCACCGUUGACAAAACGAGGGGUGGCGAGCUGCCUUACGUCCCAAGCGUAGCUGACAGUCAGGUUAUCAAGCCUGGAGAUGGCAAGACCUUCCCCAAGAAGGGCGACAAGGUCACCAUCCACUACGUUGGUACCCUCACCGACGGCUCCAAGUUCGACUCGUCGCGCGACCGCGGCUCGCCCUUCCAGUGCACCAUCGGUGUCGGCCAGGUCAUCAAGGGCUGGGACGAGGGUGUUCCCCAGCUCUCGCUCGGCGAGAAGGCCGUCCUGACCGCUACCCCUGACUACGCCUACGGAGCCAGGGGCUUCCCUCCGGUCAUUCCCCCCAACUCGACCCUCAAGUUCGAGGUCGAGCUCCUCAAGAUCAACUAA